AUGUCCGAGGCUGCCCGGGAGGGAGAGGCCUCAGGGGCCUCCCUGAAGCCACCGGGAGGAGGUCUCUUCCUGCUGCCCGCGUCCCUGGCGCUGGAGGUGUCGGUGGGGAAGGCCGCCACCAUCUACGCCGUCAACGGCACGGAGGUCCUGCUGCCCUGCACCUUCUCCAGCUGCUUCGGCUUCCACAACCUGGCCUUCUCCUGGUCCUACAACAGCAGCGACGCCUACAGGGUCCUCCUAAGCGGGACCGUGAAGAACGAGAAGUCGGACCCCAGGCUGCACCUGAGAAACGACGACCGCAUCACGCUGGAGGGCUCCACCAAGGAGAAGAUGAACAACCUGUCCAUCCUGCUGCGGGACCUGGACUUCGGCGACACGGGCCGCUACACCUGCCACGUGCGGAACCCCAAGGAGAAGGACCUGCAGCACCAGGCCACCAUCUUCCUCCAAGUGGUCGAUAAGCUGGAGGAAGUGGACAACACGCUGACACUCAUCAUCCUGUCGGUGGUGGGCGGCGUCGUUGGGCUCCUGGUCCUCAUCCUGCUGAUCAAGAAGCUAGUCACCUUCAUCCUCAAGAAGACCCAGGAAAAGAAGAAGGAAUGCCUUGUGAGCUCCUCAGGGAAUGACAACACGGAGAACGGGCUGCAGGGCUCCAAGGCCGAAGAGAAGGCGCCCAGCAAGGCGUGAGCCUGGGGGCCACAGCCCAGGGCGCCCUGUGUGAGGGUGAAUCGCAGGCCUGUGGGCCACCUGCCUGACGCUGCUGCUUGGCUCAAACUCUAGUUUUCCUGUGGGAGCCCGGGUCCUGUCCAGCCUGCCCCCCAGGAGAAGGGGGUGGGGUGCGGUGGGAGGGUCAGGCGGGGGCCCGGCCUCACCCCUGGGCAGGUGGCGCUCCUCUUCCCGCUGGCAGAGGACGUGGCCCCAGGCUUCUCCUGGAGCCAGGCGCCCUGGGAGCACUAACCCUUCUGGGGCCCAUUGGCCUCAGGGGCCCUGGCAGGAUGUGGGGUGGGGGCUGGAGGGUGCAGGGAGAGGCUUUGAUGGGUUCCCGACCCCUUACCCCUGUCCACCACCCCUGCCAGCCCUUCCCGGGGCACAGGGGGCCCAUCCUGCUUAGGCGCCGCCCCCCUCCUGCUGUGGGUGCCCUCACACCUGCUCCCCUGACCCAGGGUUGUUUGUGGGCAGCCCCCCCCCCCCUCCGGCCUCCGGGCCUCCGCCUCAGGUCCCCUUCCUUCGGGGAGAGCGCCCACCCUCCGGGGUUCUGGCUGCUUCCUGCUCAGCUGGCCCGCCCCGCCCUCUGUCCCAGAGAGGGGGGGGGGAGGAGGGAGGUGCUGGUUUUCCUCUGCUUUUCCAGAACUGGCUGCACCCCGUGUGUGGGGCUAGACUGUGCCUUAGCUCCAGGUCCAGCUCCCCCUCCCCCUCAUGCCACUGUCUCCUGUGGCACUGCUGAAGGCUCCCCGUGACCCCCCCCCACCCCCAGGCAGGGGCCGGGGCGGGGACGUGUCACUGUGGCCCCGUGGGCAAUGGCUGAGUCACAGAGAUGGCUCCCAGGGCUCCCGGGGGUCCCUGGCUAGGAUGUGGAGGUGCAGGAGUGGCCCCAGGUGCUGUCCCCGGGUGGGGGGCAGAAGUCAGUGGCAGGAGGUGGCAUUCAGAGGUCACAUCUGCGCCCACUGCCUGGCUCUCAGAACCCCUGAGACGUGCUCCUGGGCCCUGGGGGGAGGGGAGGCAGGAGCCCCUCCUCCAGAGGGUGGGGGCUGCCUCAGCUCUGCUUCCAGAGGCGGCAGCAGCUUCCUCAGGGUGGAGACAGGGCAGGAGGGGGGCAGCGGCACUGCUGGCUGUCCCUGGCCCCGCCCCCCCAUGAGCUCAGGGUCCCGCCAGCUGCUGCUGUCCCUUCUGUCCUGCUCCCCGAACUCAUCCCCGGGUUCCUGGCACUGGGAGCAGACAGAGCAGAGCCACCAGGCACUGGGGGAACUAUGCUGCCUUCCUGCAGCCGCUCCCGCCAGCGCCCAUGGCCGCAGGGCUGGCUCCCCCUGAGGACAGGCUGCCGGCCAGGCCCAGGCCUUGGACAGGAGGGGGCGCCCCUCGCUGCCUCUGCUGCUGACUCACACCUGGCCAGCACGUCUCUGACUCAGCUUCCCCAUCUCUCCAAUGGGCGGCCUAACGCCUACCUACCUCACACGACUAUUGUGAGGCUUGGCGAGUUGUGUUUAAAAAGUCCUUUGGGCUUGGAGAGUGACCUAGGAGGCCAGCAUUAUAAUUAGUGGGAUAUUCAAGUUUGUCCUGUCCUUCUCUCUGUGUCCCUUCCCCACAACACACAC
Messenger RNA from Myotis brandtii (Brandt's bat), 2312 nucleotides. It is a transcript of the gene SCN4B, whose product is annotated as sodium channel, voltage gated, type IV beta subunit. The record is from RefSeq and is a predicted model, not a curated record. Bases 1 to 687 code for a protein of 228 amino acids. Gene Ontology annotation, molecular function: sodium channel regulator activity; transmembrane transporter binding. The transcript is spliced from 6 exons. Lineage: Eukaryota; Metazoa; Chordata; Mammalia; Chiroptera; Vespertilionidae. Gene Ontology annotation, biological process: regulation of sodium ion transmembrane transporter activity; cardiac muscle cell action potential involved in contraction; regulation of ventricular cardiac muscle cell membrane repolarization. Gene Ontology annotation, cellular component: membrane; voltage-gated sodium channel complex.